Molecule: messenger RNA, 3085 nt
Organism: Coffea arabica (coffee)
Lineage: Eukaryota; Viridiplantae; Streptophyta; Magnoliopsida; Gentianales; Rubiaceae
Product: histone deacetylase 5
Biological process (GO): epigenetic regulation of gene expression
Cellular component (GO): histone deacetylase complex; cytoplasm
Molecular function (GO): histone deacetylase activity
Source: RefSeq, a predicted model, not a curated record
UCAAAAAACAGAGAGAGAGAGAGAGAGCGCUCUGGGGACUGAGUAGCUGUAGGGAGCAAUCAGUCUUGACUCUUGAGAGACUCUCCUCUUCAGCUUCCAAUUUUCCAUCAUGGGCUCUUCCAAAACUGCGAGCGACGGUGUUCUCUUGCCUGAACGACGCCGUGUGGGGUUGUUGUACGACGAGAGAAUGUGCAAGCACUUUGACGCCACAGACCAUCCUGAGAACCCCAAUCGCAUCCUUGCCAUUUGGAACAAGCUCGAAUCCUUUGGCAUCCAUCAAAGAUGUGUUAUUUUGAAUGCAAAGGAAGCAGAAGAUAAACAUAUAGCUUUGGUUCACACCAAAAGUCACGUUGAUUUCAUUAAGAAUAUAAGUUCUCAAAAGUUCGGUUCAAAAUGGGAUAGGAUUGCUGCAAGAUUCAAUUCUAUUUAUUUCAAUGAGGGAUCAUCUGAAGCUGCCUAUCUUGCUGCUGGCUCUGUUGUAGAGGUGGCUGAGAAAGUUGCCAAAGGAGAACUAGAUUCUGCAUUUGCUAUUGUUAGGCCUCCUGGGCAUCAUGCAGAAGCAAAUGAACCGAUGGGAUUUUGUCUGUACAACAAUGUUGCUAUUGCAACUAGUUUUCUCUUGAAUGAAAGAACAGAGCUGGGCAUCAAAAAAAUUCUGGUUGUUGAUUGGGAUGUUCAUCAUGGAAAUGGUACUCAAAAGAUGUUCUAUAAGGAUUCUCGAGUACUAUUCUUUUCUGUGCACAGGCAUGAAUUUGGGUGUUUCUAUCCUGGUGGUGAUGACGGAUCGUAUGUAAUGAUUGGGGAGGGACCAGGUGCUGGAUAUAAUAUAAAUGUUCCUUGGGAGAAUCGUAGCUGUGGUGAUGCAGACUAUCUUGCUGUUUGGGACCAUAUACUAAUUCCUGUUGCCAAGGCAUUUGACCCUGACAUGGUUAUUAUUUCUGCUGGUUUUGAUGCAGCCGUUAAUGAUCCUCUAGGCGGCUGCUGCGUUAGUCCAUAUGGGUAUUCCAUCAUGUUGAGCAAGUUAAUGGAGUUUGCCGAGGGUAAGAUUGUCAUGGCACUGGAAGGAGGAUACAACCUUAAAUCUUUAGCAAAUUCAGCUCUAGCUUGUGUCCAAGUGUUGCUAGGUGACAAGCCAAUAGUCAGAUCUUUGCAGGCAGAUCCAUUUGAAUCAACAUGGCGAGUGCUAGAAGCGGUUCGUGAAGCAUUAAGUGCAUUUUGGCCGAUCUUCGCUAAGAAGUUACCUGAGGAAUUAACCAGUAAGAGGACAUCUCUAAUCCUGAUCCCUUGUUCUGAUUCUGAAGAUGAAUAUGACAAUGGUCCUAAUACAACAUCAGAAGAUUAUGAGGCAGCUAUUGAGCAUGUUAUAGAACCACUCCAGAAUUUGGAAGUUGAUGAUGGUCAUUGUACUGAACUUACAAAUGGCCCUAAUACAACAUCAGAAGAUUAUGAGGUAGCAAUUGAGCAUGUUAUAGAACCACUUCAGAAUUUGAAAGUUGAAAAUGGUCAUGAUCAAACUAUAGCUUUUUCUUCCAGCUGGAGAUCAGAACUUUCUAAGAUAGAUAUCUGGUAUGCUACUUAUGGAUCAAAUAUGAGAGAAUCAAGGUUCCUUUGCUAUAUUGAAGGUGGACAGGUGGAAGGAAUGCAGAAGCAAUGUGUUGGUUCAGUGGACAAAAGCCCACCCAAAGAGAGUUGUUGGAGGACUUUCCCUCAUCGUUUGUUCUUUGCUCGUGACUAUACUGCUACUUGGGGUCCUGGAGGGGUUGCUUUUCUUCAUCCUGAAAGUAACAGUGAAGAUAAAGCUUACCUGCGCUUGUACAGGAUAACACUUGAGCAGUUCAAUGACGUCUUGGUUCAGGAGAAUAUCCUAAGCUCCAGAACAGGUCCAUUGUUUGGUUUGAAAGACCUACAAUCUAUUGAAGACAAAAAGUGCAUAUCUAUAGAGGCUAUUAAGCUGCUUGACGUGCACUUGGUGCUUGAGGUUUUGAAAAAGAUGAAUUUGAGAUUACAUGAAGAUGAAGAUAUUGAUCAUUUGCACGGUUGUAUGAUUCUGAGUCCUGCUAGACUGCACACAUAAUUUCACAUGAGAUUUUGAAUUAACCACGUUCGAACAAUGUGUCUGUUUUCCUCUCUCUUCUCUUUUUUACCUCUUUCACCACAUGAAUGAGAUGGCUCUUCGGUCAUCACCCCCACCAUAAUGCCAUUAAGGCAGCUGUCCACCAUCAAACCAGAAGGGUAGGGCAAGAGAGGAGGAGAAAUGGAAAGGGAGCACUGAAAAAAGGAGGACUGAGCUAAUGUGUUGGGGCACAAGAGCCAAAUAAAAAGGAACAGAGCUUGUGUAUUGGGGAGACAAAGGGAAACUUACCUAAUUAUUUCUUUCUCAGUUUCUUGUGUCCUGAAACAGCAGAAAGCAGACAGUAAUUCUAUUGUGUGAAAUAGCUCAUUUGAAGGUAUCCAAGCUCAUGUUACUUUUUGUCUAUUAGAUGUCAGAAAAGUAAAAAUAUUUUCAUUCUUGUUUUGACCAAGACGGUUCAAGAAGUAGUCAAGUUGAUUAUGGCGUUUGAUUGACCCAAUGUGACUUGUCGAACAAGGGUAGGUUUUGGAAACUGCAUUAUAGCCAGAUCAUCAAACCUUAGCUUUAAAUUAUUUUCCUGUAUAAAAAAUUGCUAAGUUGCCUUUUUAAUUUGGUUUAGUUGUUUUGAGUAAUUUUUAACUUGAAGAGUGUGCAUUUUUUCUUUUUCUGUAAUUUGUUUUAUUUUUCCUUGUAUUUUAGAUUUUAGUGAUGCUGUUUCCUAUCUUCUGGUGCGGGGACUAACAAGCAGUUCCAUUAUCUACAUAUACCCUUUAUAGCUAUAAAUUCCUUUCUCUUUUGGUAAUUAAGUCAAUCAUGUGACAACAUGAAUAUAACACUAAAAAUGGGACUAAUUACCUUCAGAAUAUCCUAGCGAACAAAGCAAUUUGAAAUUUGAAAGUCUUGCAUAUAAAUAAUUUAUCCUCUCAUGGCUAAAAUUCUAGGUUUAUGAACUCUUCCCUUGUGCGCAUGAAUCAAUUGAAGGUAUCAACUUGUUUCUCUAACUUUGUGGUGUUU